GUUUUUCGAGUUCGGAGCCCAGGAGCCCCCGCGGCCGUCGCGUCGGUGCCCACCGCCUGGGCCGGGAUGGAGCUGCCGGUCGUGAACUUGAAGGUGAUUCUCCUGGUCCACUGGCUGCUGACAACCUGGGGCUGCAUCGGGUUCUCGGGCUCCUAUGCCUGGGCCAACUUCACCAUCCUGGCCCUGGGCGUGUGGGCCGUGGCUCAGCGGGACUCCGUGGACGCCAUAAGCAUGUUCCUGGGGGGCUUGAUGGCCACCAUCUUACUGGACAUCAUCCACAUCAGUGUCUUCUACCCACUGGUCGCCACCUCGGACACAGGCUGCUUCAGCGCCGGCAUGGCCAUCCUCAGCCUGCUGCUCAAGCCCUUCUCCUGCUUCCUGCUCUACCACAUGUACCGGGAGCGUGGGGGCGACCUCCUGUCCCACGAUUUCCUUGGACAUUCUCAGGAACAUAGUGCCUACCAGACAAUUGACUCCCCAGAGCCACCUGCGGACCCCUUUGCAGUCCCAGAGGGCAGAGGUCAAGCCACCCGAGGGUACUGAAGCAGCCCCCGUGCCAGCCCUGCUGCAGCACCUUCCUGGUGCCCGGGACAUCCUGGUCCCCGACCUCCCUUCCUUGGACUCCCUUCCUUGGGCCUCACAUGGAAUGUGUCUCCUGGUCCCUGCUGGAAUCAAGUGCCCUGAGAGGCCAGGAGCCCCUGUGGCUUCCAGCCCAUGAACACACCUGUCCUAACCUCCAAGGCCUCCCCUCCCCUCAAGUCUCCCUCGUCCCUAGGCUGGAACCCUGGCUUUCUCUGCCUCCCACUGUGCCACGCAGACCCUGGGGCACGUCACUCCUGGGUGUGGCUGGGUCAGGCCUCUCAGGACCAGUGAUGGCCACCUCCCCAGGCCUCCCCAAGUCUGUGUCAUCCUUCUGCAGAAUGCUGAGCACUUCAGGUCGCUCCCAGCUCCGGACCUCAUCCAGCGUGGCACUGAGGUCCUGUGCUCAGGUCACUUGAUGCGGGGCCCCGGGCCUAGAGGCAGGAGGUGUCUGCAGCGCCCAGCAGCCACCACAGCCUGCAGAGCGAGGCAUGGAGAUCUGAGGACGUCCGUGGCCAGGCUGCAUCUUAUGCCACUCUUAAUCUCCUGGCUGUGCUGGGCGGUUUCUCCUUGGACACCCGGUAGAGCCCGGCUCGGCUCGGCCCGGCCAAGGCCACAGCUGAGAAGGCGCUGGGCAGUGCACGGGACCUGGAUCAGAGGACCUGGCGUUGGCUCGAACCCUCCUCUGCCACUUAGUACCUUCAGUGUCUCCCAGGAAGGGCUGAUCUUGCCUGUCCAGAGCCAACUGUGAUGUUCAGGUAAAGUGAGCGGCCCAGGCAGGACGCCUGCGUGACAGCACGCUGUCCACAGUGAGCUGCUCCCUGAGCCAGUGGUACUGUUGGGUCUGGAGGCAAGGGGUGGCCUUGUCCUGCAGCCCCUGUGUCCUGGCCACAGACUGACUCAUGUCCAAGAGCUCCUUGGAUCCCAGGGCCAGGGCUCACCUCACUUGAGGCCAUUAAGAGCUUGCUCUUCUGUCCCCUGGGCCCAGGUUCCUGGGCUUCUGGAGGGGCGCAGCUCUACCCGGCAAGGGCUUGGGCCCACAGUGGGGCCCUGGUGCCUGCUCUCCAGGGAAGGCAGGCUCAGAGUCAUCAGGAGGAUCCAGGCUGAGGCAGGAGCCCUGAAAGGAGGAGCCCUCUGGGCAGAUGGGGGAGGCUGCUUGGGGCCCGGGGACAACGGGUGGCCAGGGCUAUGAAAGCCUGGAAAGAGCGCGUCAGGAGACAGCGCAUCGGCCACGGUCCACUCACCGCCUGGGACACCACCUGGCAGUUACAGUGAACGGACCUGACCACGUGCCACCGCUGCUCCCAGAUGUGAACAGACUGCAGAAGGCGGGUGCAACAGGAGAGCGCUGGUGUACCCCUGAAACACCACGGCACGCCCGUUCCGCUCUUGGGUGUGCACGCAGAAAGGGGUAAAAAGAUGAGCUGGAAGACACAUGUCAGCUUCAUGACUGCAGCGGCCUGGGGGAGGGUGCUGUGGCCGAGAGCAAUGGGACUCAGAGGCCAGUCCUUUCCUCUUCUCUCGUGGGUCCCUGGACCAGGAAGGCCUGCAGGUCCACGCUCUCUGACAGGAGUGGGCCAGGCUUUCAUGGGAAUGAGAGGGAGGCACGGCCUGGCUUUGCAGCAGGAGCAGCCCAUGCAGAGCCUGUGCGCAGCAGAGGGGACAGUACAUGACAGACCACAGUUCCUUGUCCCCAUCCCCCAAGUUUGACCCACUCUCUGGGGGAAGGGCCCGAGGAGGCCUGCUGUCUCAGGAGGGGUUCCCCAGAAGCCAGCCGAGGUAAGGGCCAGGAGCUGGGCUCUCUCAGUCAUACCAAGGGCAGCCCUGGGGGCGGGGGCAACUCUGGAAUUUUUGUUUGUUCAGGUGCUGGGGUGGAACCCAGGUCUUUCUGCCUACGAGGCCGGGCUGUCUCAUGAACCACAACCCCAGCCCGUGUCCGCCAUUCUAGCAGCGUCAGCCACAGGAAGGAAACUCCUCUAGCCUCUGGUCACCUCUCGCCUCUGGCUGGUCUUCUGGCUCUAAGAGGUCUCCUGAAAGCGCUUGCACUGCAGGCACGGUCAGGGCGAGAUGGUUAGGUCAUGAGAGCUGUAGCUUGACCCCUGCGAUGGAGGAAUGGUUAGGAUGCACACUGCGAGGUACCUGCAGGCCCGGUCACUGGGGCAUGCCUUGGGGAUAUGUCUUGCCCGUGGCUCCUCCCCCUCCCUCUGCUUCCCAGCUGCGGUGAGCGGAGCAGCUUCUCUCUGCCAUCCCUUCCCCCGACCCGGAUGUUCUGCCUCACCUUGGGCCCAGAGCAGUGGAGUCAGCCAACCAAGGACCUAGACCCUGGGCACAAAACAGACUUCCUCCUCUGGGUUGCUCCCACCAAGCACUUUGGUCGGUCACAGCAACACAGAGGUGACAUGCACUCCUGGAGAGCUGAAGUCACUUGUCCGGUUUGGACAUCAUCUUGUUUUCAUAAAGUGGAGCCGACCACAGGAUGAAGCCAGAGAAACUGCUUCAGAGCAGGUCCCUGCCUGUCCCUGUUGGACAGGCCUCACCACGGGCCUGUCUCCAGAGUCUCCAGAAUGGCUCAGAAGUCCCAGCUCUCGCAGCCUGUCUCCAAACUGGCUCUAGAGCUUGUAGCCUUGAUUUAAAUCCCAAAUGAACCCUGGGACCAGCUACAUAAGAGAUGACAGUCUCUGAACCUCACUGUGCCUUAGUUUCCUGAUAGAAAAAAAUGCAUAACUCAGGGAUUAGGGAGGCUUGAAAGUGGUGUAUAAAUGUUUAAUAAAUGUCCAUCUCAUUGCCUGUA
This is a messenger RNA of Marmota flaviventris (yellow-bellied marmot), 3370 nucleotides long. RefSeq names its product angiotensin II receptor associated protein (gene Agtrap). Lineage: Eukaryota; Metazoa; Chordata; Mammalia; Rodentia; Sciuridae. Gene Ontology annotation, cellular component: plasma membrane. The record is from RefSeq and is a predicted model, not a curated record. Gene Ontology annotation, biological process: regulation of blood pressure; angiotensin-activated signaling pathway.